Castor canadensis (American beaver) is the source of this 2258-nucleotide messenger RNA. Lineage: Eukaryota; Metazoa; Chordata; Mammalia; Rodentia; Castoridae. The record is from RefSeq and is a predicted model, not a curated record.
UAUAUGAGAUUAUCUCUAGGGUAUCUGGAAAGCCAUCUGGGAGCUUUGGGAACAUAAGGAAGGGAUUAAUUGCGGCUAUUGGCAUCAAUUUGCCCUCAUGCUGUUAGGUACUUAAAUCUUCUUGGCACCAGGUCUAGCACCUACCAAGUUUCAUGACUGAUUAUCAGUUUCAUGACUUGGGUAGUGGGUCACUUUCUAGGAUCCUUGAAUUGGAGUUAAGUGUUCCCAUAGAAACCUUUGCCCCAUAUAAUACCCUGUACCCCAGUAUCUAUUUCUGUUUGCCUCUAACCACAUGACUGAGUGAAGUCUGACCAAGUAAGUCUUUAGAAUAUCCAGUUGACAAGAGGAAAUCUAAAUGGUUCUUUUUUCCCCCCAAAGAGAUCGUCAUUCAGGUUGUUGUAAUCUGAAAUCAAAACAAAACAAACACUUGCUUGGAUUGACUGAAUACAGUUAUUAAAAUAAAUAUGGAAGGUGAACCAGACCAUGAGAUUGUGGACCAGAACCUCUGUGUCAAGACUACUGAAGAAGAACCAAACAAGUCUUUCAGUCUAGAAGCUUCACUUUCAAAAUUCUCUUACAUAGAUCUGGACAAGGAACUGGAGUUCAAAAAUGAUCUGAUUGAUGACAAGGAGUUUGAUAUUCCUCAAGUUGAUACUCCUCCAACACUGGAAAGCAUACUAAAUGAGACAGAUGAUGAAGAUGAGUCCUUUGUUCUUGAGGAUCCUACAUUGUUAAACAUUGAUACUAUCGAUUCUCACUCCUAUGAUACGUCAUCUGUGGCAAGCUCAGACAGUGGUGACAGGACCAACUUAAAAAGGAAGAAGAAAUUACCAGAUUCUUUUUCACUCCAUGGAUCAGUUAUGCGACAUUCACUUCUGAAGGGAAUUUCUGCCCAGAUAGUGUCUGCAGCUGACAAAGUAGAUGCUGGCUUGCCCACGGCAAUUGCAGUAUCCAGUUUGAUAGCAGUGGGUACAUCUCAUGGAUUGGCUUUAAUAUUUGGAAAAGAUCAGAAUCAAGCAUUGCGGCUCUGUCUGGGUAGCACUAGUGUUGGAGGUCAAUAUGGAGCCAUUUCUGCCCUCAGCAUCAACAAUGACUGCUCAAGACUUCUUUGUGGCUUUGCUAAAGGACAGAUCACCAUGUGGGAUUUGGCGAGUGGAAAACUUCUCAGAUCAAUAACAGAUGCUCAUCCUCCGGGAACAGCAAUAUUGCAUAUCAAGUUUACAGAUGAUCCAACUCUUGCAAUUUGCAAUGACAGUGGAGGCUCCGUUUUUGAAUUGACAUUUAAGAGAGUGAUGGGAGUGAGAACUUGUGAAUCUAGAUGUCUGUUCAGUGGUUCCAAGGGUGAAGUUUGCUGUAUUGAGCCUCUGCAUUCUAAGCCUGAACUGAAAGAUCAUCCCAUCACACAGUUUUCAUUAUUGGCCAUGGCAUCCUUAACAAAGAUACUGGUCAUUGGAUUGAAACCAUCCUUGAAAGUGUGGAUGACUUUUCCCUAUGGGAGGAUGGAUCCUUCCAGUGUCCCAUUGCUGGCCUGGCACUUUGUGGCAGUGAGUAAUUAUGUGAAUCCUAUGCUUGCCUUCUGCAGAGGAGAUGUUGUUCAUUUUCUAUUGGUUAAGAGAGAUGAAUCUGGAGCAAUCCAUGUUACUAAGCAAAAGCACCUUCACUUAUACUAUGACCUCAUCAACUUUACUUGGAUAAACUCACGCACAGUUGUGCUCUUAGAUAGUGUAGAGAAGCUGCAUGUGAUUGACCGGCAGACACAAGAGGAGUUGGAAACAGUGGAGAUCUCAGAAGUUCAGUUGGUCUAUAAUAGCAGCCACUUCAAGUCACUCGCCACCGGAGGAAAUGUUAGCCAAGCACUGGCUUUGGUUGGAGAAAAGGCUUGUUACCAAUCCAUCAGUAGCUAUGGUGGUCAGAUCUUUUAUUUGGGGACAAAAUCUGUUUACGUGAUGAUGCUGAGGAGCUGGAGGGAGAGAGUGGAUCAUCUCCUGAAACAAGAUUGUCUUACAGAAGCCUUGGCUCUUGCAUGGUCUUUUCAUGAAGGAAAAGCAAAAGCAGUUGUGGGAUUAUCAGGGGAUGCCAGUAAGCGAAAGGCUGUUGUUGCAGAUCGGAUGGUAGAAAUCCUAUUCCAUUAUGCAGAUCGAGCUCUGAAAAAGUGCCCAGACCAGGGAAAAAUCCAAGUGAUGGAGCAGCAUUUUCAGGUACACCCUUGCAUGUGUUUGUUAGACAGUGCUAUGAAUAGGUCAGAUACUGCUUUUUAA